UUGUUCUACCGGAAGUGGGCGGGACUUUUAGAAUUGCGUCGCUUCCCCUUUAAGCCGGUGCGGAAGUGAUGGGCAUAUUGCUGCAUCGCAGGGCAGAAGGUCAGGUGGGUUGUCGGGUGAAUUUCCACAGUGAAUAUCUGCCAGUGUGAGCGUGGAUCGGGUCUGUAAUGGUUCUUGGAGCCUGAGCGCCUGAAGUUCUCCUCAUGUCCGGGUCCCAGUGCGCGCGGCUGGGCGGGCCGCUGGUCCGCCAGCUGCUGGACUCCGUGGACAACGUGCUGUUCGACUGCGACGGCGUGAUCUGGCGGGGGGACCAGGCCAUCCCUGGGGCCGCCCGGGUCAUCAGCCUGCUCAAGCAGCGCGGCAAGAAGGUCUUCUUCGUCACCAACAACAGCACCAAGACCCGGAAGAUGUACGCCGACAAGCUGUCCUCUCUGGGCUUUGACGCCGCGGAGGACGAGGUGUUCGGAACCGCGUUCUGCUGCGCGGCAUACCUGCGAUCGGAGUGCGGGCUGCGGGGCAAGGUCUACCUGGUGGGGAGCGACGCCAUGCGGCAGGAGCUGGAGGCCGUGGGCAUCCAGGCGGUCGGCGUGGGGCCGGACCCGGUGUCCGGGAAGCAGCUGGACUGGGCCAGCGUGCCUCUGGACCCGGAGGUCCAGGCGGUGGUGGUCGGGUUCGACGAACACUUCAGCUACAUGAAGCUGAACCGAGCCAUGCAGUACCUGACCCAGAAGGACUGCCUGUUUGUCGGAACCAACAGGGACACCAGGCUGCCUCUGGAGGGGGGCAAAGCGGUUCCAGGUACGGGCUGCCUGCUGCAGGCCGUGGAAACGGCCGCCCAGCGCCAGGCCCAGACGGUGGGCAAACCCAGCCGCUUCAUGUUUGAGUGCGUGGCGCGGCGGUUCGGCCUGCGGCCGGAGCGCUGCCUGAUGGUCGGCGACCGGCUGGACACCGACAUCCUGCUGGGCUCCGCCUGCGGCCUGAAGACGCUGCUGACCCUGACCGGGGUCAGCAGCGUCGCCGAGGCCGCCGCCCACCGCGACAGCGGCGACGACGAGCGCCGCGCCAUGGUGCCCGACUAUUACGUGGAGAGCAUCGGCGACCUGCUGCCGGCGCUGCAGGGAGAAGACGACCCGUCGCUCUGAAGGGAAUAUUUUAUCACUUGGCUUAACGCUGCAGACAAAACGUUAUAAAAAUUUAUAUUUAUUGAAAUGAUGCCAUGUUGAGACAGAUAAUCUGUGAAAAAACGGAGCUUCUCUGCUUUCUCCGUGUUAACUAGAAACAACCAAUCAGCGGCAGGAGGCGGGGCUUAGCGCAGUCAUUUAUUUAUGGCCUUUACUCUCUGCUAUGCUAGCAUAGAAUGCUAAGGCUAGUUAGCAUAGCGACAGAUGACAGAGGAUAAACGGUUGUCCUGUAUCGGUAGGAUGUUUCUCUGCCGUCAGCACACUUAGCAGCAGUACAUGAGGAUGAUUGACAGUGCUAAGCCCCGCCUCCUGCCUCUGAUUGGUUGUUUUUGGUUCAGAGCAGCUGGAGAUCCGUCUGUCCACUGAUUAUCUGCCUCAUAUUAAAGUGUAAUGGUGACAGUUUUAACUAACAUGUAAAACUUACUGCAGCUUUAAAUAGAGUCACAGCUGCAGGAAGAAUAAAUCCAGGCUGUACUUAA
Gambusia affinis (western mosquitofish) is the source of this 1660-nucleotide messenger RNA. RefSeq names its product phosphoglycolate phosphatase (gene pgp). The transcript is spliced from 2 exons. Lineage: Eukaryota; Metazoa; Chordata; Actinopteri; Cyprinodontiformes; Poeciliidae. Gene Ontology annotation, cellular component: cytoplasm. Bases 204 to 1142 code for a protein of 312 amino acids. Gene Ontology annotation, molecular function: sn-glycerol 3-phosphatase activity. The record is from RefSeq and is a predicted model, not a curated record.